AUGGCGGGGCCGCGGCCCAACCCGUGGGCCAGGCUGCUGCUGGCAGCCCUGCUGAGCGCCAGCGUCCCCGGGGACAUGGCCAACCGCUGCCGCAAGGCCCAGGUGAAGAGCUGCACCGAGUGCAUCCGUGUGGACAAGGACUGCGCCUACUGCACCGACCAGGAGUUCAAGGACCGGCGCUGCAACACGCAGACGGAGCUGCUGGCCGCGGGCUGCCGGCCGGAGAGCGUGGUGGUCAUGGAGGGCAGCUUCGAGAUCACGGAGGAGACCCAGAUCGACACCACCCAGCGCCGCAGCCAGGUGUGGCCCCAGGCGCUGCAGGCCCGGCUGCGGCCGGGCGAGGAGCGGCUCUUGGAGCUGGAGGUGUUCGAGCCGCUGGAGAGCCCCGUGGACCUGUACAUCCUCAUGGACUUCUCCAACUCCAUGUCCGACGACCUGGACAACCUCAAGCAGAUGGGGGAGCACCUGGCCCGGGUCCUGAGCCUGCUCACCAGCGACUACACCAUUGGAUUCGGCAAGUUUGUGGACAAGGUCAGCGUCCCUCAGACGGACAUGCGGCCGGAGAAGCUGAAGGAGCCCUGGCCCAACAGCGACGCCCCCUUCUCCUUCAAGAACGUCAUCAGCCUCACGCACGACGUGGGCGAGUUCCGGAGGAAGCUGCAGCAGGAGCGCAUCUCGGGCAACCUGGACGCCCCCGAGGGCGGCUUCGACGCCAUCCUGCAGACGGCCGUGUGCACGAGGGACAUUGGCUGGCGCCCUGACAGCACCCACCUGCUGGUGUUCUCCACCGAGUCCGCCUUCCACUACGAGGCCGACGGCGCCAACGUGCUGGCCGGCAUCAUGAGCCGGAACGACGAGGAGUGCCACCUGGAUGCCACAGGCACCUACACCCAGUACCGGGCCCAGGACUACCCGUCGGUGCCCACGCUGGUGCGCCUGCUAGCCAAGCACAACAUCAUCCCCAUCUUCGCCGUCACCAACUACUCCUACAGCUACUACGAGAAGCUGCACCGCUAUUUCCCCGUGUCCUCGCUGGGCGUGCUGCAGGAGGACUCGUCCAACAUCGUGGAGCUGCUGCAGGAGGCCUUCAACCGCAUUCACUCCAACCUGGACAUCCGGGCCCUGGACAGCCCCCGCGGCCUGCGGACCGAGGUCACCUCCAAGAUGUUCCAGAAGACGGAGACUGGGUCCUUUCACAUCCGGCGAGGAGAGGUGGGCACCUACCAAGUCCAGCUGCGGGCCAUCGAGGACGUGGACGGGACGCACGUGUGCCAGCUGCCCGAGCAGGACCGCAAGGGCAAUAUCCACCUGAAGCCGUCCUUCUCUGACGGCCUCCGGAUGGACGUGGGCAUCAUCUGCGACCUGUGCGCCUGCGAGCUGCAAAGAGAGGCGGGCUCCCCUCGGUGCAGCGGCCACGGAGACUUCAUGUGCGGACACUGCGUGUGCAACGAGGGCUGGAGCGGCAAGACCUGCAGCUGCUCCACGGGCUCGCUGAGCGACAUCCAGCCGUGCCUGCGGGAGGGCGAGGACAAGCCGUGCUCCGGGCGCGGCGAGUGCCAGUGCGGGCGUUGCGUGUGCUAUGGCGACGGCCGCUACGAGGGCCAGUUCUGCGAGUUCGACAACUUCCAGUGCCCGCGCACCUCCGGCUUCCUCUGCAACGACAGGGGCCGCUGCUCCAUGGGCCGGUGUGAGUGUGAGCCCGGGUGGACGGGCCCGAGCUGUGACUGCCCGCUCAGCAAUGCCACCUGCAUCGACAGCAGCGGGGGCAUCUGCAACGGGCGUGGCCACUGCGAGUGUGGCCGGUGCCACUGCAGCCAGCAGUCCCUCUACACAGACACCAUCUGCGAGAUCAACUACUCGGCGGUCCGCCUGGGCCUCUGCGAGGACCUGCGCUCCUGCGUGCAGUGCCAGGCCUGGGGCACGGGCGAGAAGAAGGGCCGCACCUGUGAGGAGUGCAGCUUCAAGGUCAAGAUGGUGGACGAGCUGAAGAACGCGGAGGAGGUGGUGGAGCGCUGCUCCUUCCGGGACGAGGACGACGACUGUAACUACAGCUACACCGUGGAGGGCGACGGCUCGCCCGGGCCCAACAGCACGGUGCUGGUGCACAGGAAGAAGGACUGCCCUCCCGGCUCCUUCUGGUGGCUCAUCCCCCUGCUCAUCUUCCUGCUGCUGCUCCUGGCGCUGCUGCUGCUGCUCUGCUGGAAGUACUGUGCCUGCUGCAAGGCAUGUCUGGCACUGCUCCCUUGCUGCAACCGAGGCCACAUUGUGGGCUUUAAGGAGGACCACUACCUGCUGCGAGAGAGCCUCAUGGCCUCCGACCACCUGGACACGCCCAUGCUGCGCAGCGGCAACUUCAAGGGCAUCGACCGGGUGCGCUGGAAGGUCACCAACAACGUGCAGCGGCCCGGCUUCGCCAGCCACGCGGCCAGCACCAACCCCACGGAGCUGGUGCCCUACGGGCUGUCCCUGCGCCUCGCCCGCCUGUGCACGGAGAACCUGCUGAAGCCGGACACGCGCGAGUGCGGCCAGCUGCGCCGGGAGGUGGAGGAGAACCUGAACGAGGUGUACAGGCAGAUCGCCGGCUCGCACAAGCUCCAGCAGACCAAGUUCCGGCAGCAGCCCAACGCCGGCAAGAAGCAGGACCACACCAUCGUGGACACGGUGCUGAUGGCGCCCCGCUCGGCCAAGCAGGCCCUGCUCAAGCUGACGGAGAAGCACGUGGCCCAGCGGGCCUUCCACGAGCUCAAGGUGGCGCCCGGGUACUACACCCUCACCGCGGACCAGGACGCCCGGGGCAUGGUGGAGCUCCAGGAGGGCGUGGAGCUGGUGGACGUCCGGGUGCCGCUCUUCAUCCGGCCGGAGGACGAUGACGAGAAGCAGCUGCUGGUGGAGGCGCUCAACGUGCCCAUGGGCACCGCCACCCUGGGCCGCCGCCUGGUGAACAUCACCGUCAUCAAGGAGCAAGCCAACGGCAUAGUGUCCUUCGAGCACCCCGAGCACCUGGUCAGCGUCGGGGAGCAAGUGGCCCGCGUGCCCGUCGUCCGGCACAUCCUGGACAACGGCAAGUCCCAGGUGUCCUUCCGCACCCAGGACAGCACGGCGCAGGCCCACCGGGACUACGUCCCGGCCGAGGGCGAGCUGCUGUUCCUGCCCGGGGAGACCUGGAAGGAGCUGCAGGUGAAGCUGCUGGAGCCGCAGGAGGUGGACUCGCUGCUGCGGACCCGCCAGGCCCGCCGCUUCCACAUCCAGCUCAGCAACCCCAAGUUCGGGGCGCGCCUGGGCCAGCCGCACGCGGCCACCGUGGUCAUCGGGGAGCGAGACGAGCUGGACCUGACCUUCCAGAACCAGACGCAGUCUGCGUUCCCAGUCCCCCACGGCGCCCUGGGCGCCCCGCAGAACCCCAAUGCCAAAGCCGCCGGGUCUCGGAAGAUCCACUUCAACUGGCUGCCGCCUCCUGGCAAACCAACAGGGUACCGGGUGAGGUACUGGGUCCAGGGGGACUCCGAGUCCGAAGCCCACGUGCUCGAGAGCAAGGUGCCCUCGGUGGAGCUCACCAACCUGUACCCAUACUGCGACUAUGAGAUGAAGGUGUGCGCCUUCGGCACGCAGGGCGAGGGCCCCUACAGCCCCCUGGUGUCCUGCCGCACCCACCAGGAAGUACCCAGCGAGCCAGGGCGGCUGGCUUUCAACGUCGUCUCCUCCACGGUGACCCAGCUGAGCUGGGCCGAGCCCGCCGAGACCAACGGAGAGAUCACCGCCUACGAGGUCUGCUACGGCCUGGUCAACGAGGACAACCGACCCAUCGGGCCCAUGAAGAAGGUGCUGGUGGACACCCCCAAGAAGCGGAUGCUGCUCAUCGAGAACCUGCGUGAGAACCAGCCGUACCGCUACACCGUGAAGGCGCGCAACGGGGCGGGCUGGGGGCCCGAGCGGGAGGCCAUCAUCAACCUGGCCACGCAGCCCAAGCGGCCCAUGUCCAUUCCCAUCAUCCCCGACAUCCCCAUCGUGGAUGCGCAGGGCGGGGAGGACUACGACAGCUACCUCAUGUACAGCGACGAGGUGCUGCGCUCCCCGGCCGGCAGCCAGCGGCCCAGUGUCUCCGACGACACCGAGCACCUGGUGAACGGCCGGAUGGACUUCGCCUUCCCGGGCAGCGCCAACUCCCUGCACAGGCUGGCCGCCACCGGCGCCUCCUACGGCGCCCACCUGAGCCCGCACCUGCCCCACCGCGUGCUGAGCGCCGCCUCCACCCUCACCAGGGACUACCACUCGCUGACGCGCACCGAGCACUCGGGCGCGGGCACGCUGCCCAGGGACUACUCCACCCUCACCUCCCUCUCCUCGCAGAGUUCCCGCUUGGCUGCCGGUCUGCCCAACACCCCCACCCGCCUGGUGUUCUCGGCCCUGGGGCCCACGUCCCUGAAAGUGAGCUGGCAGGAGCCGCAGUGCGAGCGGGUGCUGCAGGGCUACAGCGUGGAGUACCAGCUGCUCAACGGUGGUGAGCUGCGUCGGCUGAACAUCCCCCACCCCGGGCAGACGUCGGUGGUGGUGGAGGACCUCCUGCCCAACCACUCCUACGUGUUCCGCGUGCGGGCCCAGAGCCAGGACGGCUGGGGCCCGGAGCGCGAGGGCGUCAUCACCAUCGAGUCCCAGGUGCACCCCCAGAGCCCGCUGCUGCCCCUGCCAGGCUCCGCCUUCACCCUGAGCACGCCCAGCGCCCCCGGCCCGCUGGUGUUCACCGCCCUGAGCCCGGACUCGCUGCAGCUGAGCUGGGAGCGGCCGCGCCGGCCGGACGGAGACAUCCUGGGCUACAUGGUCACGUGCGAGCGGGCCCACGGAGGAGAGCCAGGCCUCAGCUUCCAGGUGGACGGCGACUGCGCGGAGAGCAGGCUGACGGUGCCCGGCCUCCGGGAGAACGUGCCCUACAAGUUCAAGGUGCAGGCCAGGACCAGCCAGGGCUUCGGGCCAGAGCGUGAGGGCGUCAUCACCAUCGAGUCCCAGGCUGGAGGCCCCUUCCCUCAGCUGGGGGCCCUCUCGGGGCUCUGCCAGCACCCGCUGCCCGGCGAGUACAGCAGCGUCACCACCACCCACACCAGCUCCGCCGAGCCCUUCCUGCUGGACGGCCUGGCCCUGGGGCCCCGGGGCCUGGAGGCCGGGGGCUCCCUCACCCGGCACGUGACCCAGGAGUUUGUGAGCCAGACACUGACCACCAGCGGGACCCUCAGCAGCCAGGCGGACCGGCCGUUCUUCCAGACCUGA
Molecule: messenger RNA, 5259 nt
Organism: Pipistrellus nathusii (Nathusius's pipistrelle)
Lineage: Eukaryota; Metazoa; Chordata; Mammalia; Chiroptera; Vespertilionidae
Source: the annotation of a GenBank genome assembly